This is a messenger RNA of Adineta steineri, 1236 nucleotides long. The record is from the annotation of a GenBank genome assembly. Lineage: Eukaryota; Metazoa; Rotifera; Eurotatoria; Adinetida; Adinetidae.
AUGUCGAUCGAUCGGAAUUCGUCGCUUGAAAUAUUACCUGUCGAAAUCCUUCAUCGUAUUUUCGAUAAUCUUGAUGCACAAACAAUACUCUUCUCACUUCGCAACACAUGUCGACAAUUGUAUGCAAUAACCAAAAGCUACGAACGAUAUUCUCUCGAUUGCCAAUCAAUUUCAAAGUCUGAUUUUGAUCGUCUUUCUCGACUAAUUGAUGCUCGUAAUGUCAUUUCACUAAAACUCUCCAAUGACGACUAUACAUUCAAUCAAAUCGAAAUAUUUCUUACACAAUUUAAUAUCCAUGAAUUUAGUCGACUUCGCUCAUUGAUUUUAAUUGAAAUUGAAGAAGAAUAUUUAGAACCGAUUUUGGAGAAUAUUAACAUACAUUCACUCAUUUCAUUUUCAUUAUCAGUUAAAAAACUUGAAGAUCAAUACAGAAAAAAAACAGCAGAACUUCUUACAUCACUAGUUACGCAAACAAAUCUUCUUAAACUUGAGGUUAAAACCAUAUAUGCGAGACUCGAAGAAAUAGUUUGGCCAAAUCAAUCAACAAUUCGACAUCUAAAAAUUGACCAACUUAUCACUAUUGAUGAAAUUUGCCAGAUUCUUCAAAGUUUACCUAAUCUUCGCAUUCUCGUCAUAGGUCAUUUAUAUGAAUCAGCAUCUCACCAAAUCAAUCUUGUACGUCUUUCCGCACCAUUUCGUCAAGUUAUCUCAUUAACUGUGGAAUACAUGUGCAUAUCCAUAGAUGAUCUCGAAUUGUUUCUUUCACUAAUGCCUUCAUUAACUUAUUUGAAGUUAAUUAGUACUCAGACAGAUGGGCAUGGUAAUCGAUGGGAACAAUACAUCCAAACAAAUUUACCUUUUUUGACUAACUUUGAAUUUUACUUUUACAUACAAUUUGAUUACCAGAACAAUGUUUCUGACAAUGAAUCGAUCAUUACCUCGUAUCAAACACCGUUCUGGAUCAAUCAUAAAAAGUGGUUUGUUGCCUGUGAAUAUUCAAUCGAUGCGCCAAAUUCGAUCAAUGUCUUUUCAAUUCCAAUUUGUCUGUCUUCUCUGACCUACAUAGCAGAAUCGAAUAAAGUUUUACUUUCUACAUUUCCUACACUACUUAACAAUGAUGUAUUCAUAAUGGAUAAUAUUACUAAACUUCAAUUAACUAUCUCACAAUCGACAGUUACGAACGCGGAACAACAAGAGAUGCAAAUAAAUUUAAGUGCACUGGUUUUUUUUCAAUGA